Messenger RNA from Melopsittacus undulatus (budgerigar), 633 nucleotides. Its product is annotated as hydrocephalus-inducing protein homolog. Bases 1 to 633 code for a protein of 210 amino acids. Gene Ontology annotation, biological process: axonemal central apparatus assembly; cilium movement. The transcript is spliced from 6 exons. The record is from RefSeq and is a predicted model, not a curated record. Lineage: Eukaryota; Metazoa; Chordata; Aves; Psittaciformes; Psittaculidae. Gene Ontology annotation, cellular component: axoneme.
AUGGACGACUCGGGCACCAUGUGGGAUGCUCAGCUGCAGAUGCAGAUGGAGGAGAUGCUGAUGGAGGAACAUGCCGUGGAGCAGCAGAAAGCUCUCAGCUCCCGUCCCCCGGAGGACACUGCCUUUCACCAGCGUGUCCAUCGGAGGCUUCUCAAAGCUGAGCUGCCCGAAUACAUCCUGGACCUUGGCUAUGUUGUUCCCGGUGACAUCCACACACACACGGUGAAGAUCACCAACACUGGGCACUUCCCUGCAUCUUUCCGUGUUGAUGGAUAUGUCCUGUAUAACACAGGCUUCAGCGUGUGCCUGGAGCGUGUGAAGCGCCUGCCCUCCUGUGAGAGCAAGACAUUUGAAGUGUGCUUCGACCCACAAAGUGCCAACCUGCCCCUGGGAAAAGUGGAUGUGCUCCUGCCCAUCAAGGUCAGAGGAGGCCCCACAUUCCAGGUCCGCCUCCGUGCCAUGGUGGCUGAGCCGUCCCUCUGCGUGUCCAGGGACAGGCUGGAGUUCUCUGCUGUCCAGUGUGGGCAGUGCCAGGAAGAAACCAUCCAGCUCCACAACACGUUCCAGGUCCCCUGUAAAUGGGCCAUCAGCAUGACUGAUCCUGUUCAGGAGUUUGGGAGUCAGCUUAAAUGA